Rhinichthys klamathensis goyatoka is the source of this 3596-nucleotide messenger RNA. It is a transcript of the gene tjap1, whose product is annotated as tight junction associated protein 1 (peripheral). The coding region runs from base 639 to 2702 and encodes 687 amino acids. Gene Ontology annotation, cellular component: trans-Golgi network. Gene Ontology annotation, biological process: Golgi organization. The transcript is spliced from 11 exons. NCBI's taxonomy places the organism in Eukaryota, Metazoa, Chordata, Actinopteri, Cypriniformes, Leuciscidae. The record is from RefSeq and is a predicted model, not a curated record.
GACGAUCAGCGAACCAUCGCGUCGCGUCGGGAUUCCUGAGGAUUACCCGGCGUGCCCCGCGGGAAAGAUGGCGCUGAACGGGAGAAGGUGGAGAUAAACUUUAUCUGAAAUCUGGAAGAGCUGUUAUCCACACCUGCGAUCCCCGGUAACACUUCAACACCUCAACGAGAGAUACCGGCGAGAGGACGCGGGAUCGGUGAUCGCUCGUGAGGAGCGGAGAUAUUUCAGCGGCCGUUAGCAAGUGUGUGUGUGUGUGUGUGUGUGUGUGUUAGCCAGCGAGGAGAAGAAGAAGGAAAAGCGGGCAAAGUUUAUUCAGUUUGAGCAAGAAGUCUAGACUGAUCUACACCAAACUCUGAGGUUAACUGCGGAAUAUCACCAGUGGCAGGUCAUUGAUAGCCCUGAGGUUCACAUGCUGAACGGGGGAGGAGGAGCGGGAGGAAGAGGAGCGAGACGAGAGCUAGAUUGAGUUUCCUUGGCGACCGGUGGACCCACUUGAGGCGAUGACUCUGGAGAAUGCAACAUGCACACUUGAGAGACGCUCUGGGCCUGAGAACCUGUGAAUGAGGACACCACUGAAUGAAACCAACUCCAGUUUCGGGACUAACGGACAGUGUAUGGAAACACACUGAUCUACCAGAAUGACGAGUGCUGCUCCCGCCCGGAAACCGUACCGAAAGGCACCUCCGCAGCACCGCGAGACUCGCCACACUGUUCCAGUAUUUCGAGAGGAUGUUAGUGGGAGUGCCUUGCCAUCCGGAAACCCUGCGUCGUCAGCCCAGCCUGACCCCUCCCAGGAGUCCUUAUCAGAUGCCGACAGGAUCAAGCUCCUGCAGCAGCAGAAUGAAGACAUCCGGCGCCGGCUGUCCCAGACCACUCAUAAGAUGGAGGCCAUGGAGACGGAGUUCGAAACCAGUCGACAUUACAUGCAGGCCGAGCUGGGUCGAACCAGGGACGACCUGGAGAAAAUGAGAGACAAGUUCAGAAGACUGCAGAACAGCUACACGGCGUCUCAGAGAGCCAACCAAGACCUGGAGGAGAAACUUCACGCCCUGGCUGCCAUCAGUCAAACUUGGGUCUAUGCACUCCGUAAAGUGGAAAGAGACAAGAAAACCAUGGAUCAAGAGAUAGUGGAGCUCACAAAUAAACUCGUGGACGCCAAAAAUACUAUCGACAAGCUGGAGGAACUGAACGAACGCUAUCGGCAGGAUUGUAAUUUGGCUGUGCAGCUGUUGAAGUGCAAUAAAUCGCAUUUCAGGAACCACAAGUUUGCUGAUUUGCCAUAUGAGCUACAGGACAUGGUGAACAAGCACAUGAAGAGCAGCUUGCCUAACAAGACUCCGGGAGCUCAAGCCCAGGAUCCCGACACUCUGAGCCUGACUCCCGCAGACGUAGUGCCCACUUCAGUGAUCGCUCGAGUUCUUGAGAAGCCCGAGCCCCUGGUGCUCAACUCAGCCCAGUCAAGCAGCAGUGCAGGUCGGCCAGUGGCCGAGGAUGUAUUCGUGCACGUGGACAUGACAGGACCACAAGAUAAUGGUGGAGGGCAUGAGAAUGGUGGUUCUGUUCAUGCAAGGCCUCCUGCGGGUGCUGGUUCUGAUCAACAGCAUGUAAACGGCAUGUGUCGAAGCCAGGGUUGCCUAGAUGGUCCGACAGGAGAAGAUGGGGCCGCCCCCUCUUUUGAGAAGUUGAAUCCAUACCCAGCUCCUCCACCACCAAACCCGCUCUACCCUGGUCGCAAAGUUAUUGAGUUCACUUCAGAUGACAAAGUCAAGAUCCCCAAGAACAGCCCACUUCCCAACUGCACCUAUGCUACACGUCAGGCCAUUUCUCUGAGUCUUGUACAGAACGAAGAGGAGGCAGCUGAGCGCCAGCGCACCGUUCCCAAUAGCCCUGCUGUAUCUGAUGGGGGUUGGCGGUCGGGGACCUCCUCAUCUUCCGGCGGAGGACUUGCUUCUCACCAGCGCACACCUCCGCAGAUGGAUGCUACGGACACCCUCUCCAGUCAUUCGAGUCCCUUUAGCAGCCCCCCUCAGCCGCCUAGUGCUUUUGCCAGCUCUGGUAGUUCUGAGGAGGAUCUAUUGGCCAACUGGCAGCGCAUGUUUGUAGAAAAAAUGGCACCGUCUACAGACGGCUCCCUUGGCAACCGUACAUCCUUCAGCAGUGAGACGGUGAAAGAUCUCCAAAGAAGUCACAAUGGGAAAUCAGGAGACGGUGCUCUGAGAGGUGCUUACUCUGACGGCGAAGAGGGUUCCUCGGCCCAGAGCUGGACAGCAAGUAGAGAGUCCAGUUUGGAUACUGACACCAGCAGCAUGGCGGACCUCCGGGCAAAGAAGACACAAUAUGGAGGUGACUUUUCCCAGGAAGAGGGCGAACACCUACUGAUGGCCCUUGAUCCACUUGACAAUGAUGGUGCUAGUGGAGACACCAUGGUCACCAUUGAGAGCAGUCCAGUGUCUGCUGAGCAUCAAGAGUUUGCUGAAGAUGCGGGAUCAGCAGGGAGUUCAGCUGAGGAACGAGAUAUCCUUCCCCAGGACUUACCUGUCAUUGGCUCAAAGGUCGUAGCUGCCCUUGAGGAUUUUACAGACAAGCCGCCUCGGACUGGCUCCACACGACCUCUGAAGAGUCCCAAGAGGAUGGGGGUUCAUCACUUGCACCGUAAAGACAGCCUUACCAGAGCGCAAGAGCAUGGAAACUUGCUGGACUGAGACUUCCAGGCUUAUUUUUCUCUUUUUAUUUUGCUUUCUUUCUUUUUUACCUUGAGUGCUCUUUGUCUUACUAGCAAUCACUAGUCAUAGCAGCACACGACGAGUGGAAGGGAUUGAAUCAGCCUUGCUGUAGUUAUCCCAGAUCAUGCUGCUGAGGCAUCAUUGUAACUCUUCUGUCCUCUCUUUGAGGCAUGGAUCUCUCUUAUCUGUUGAACCUAUGGGAUUGAUGGAUCACUGGUAAAGUACCGACUGCAACUUCAAUUACUCUGGCUAGUGAGUGGACAGUGCUUCAGGGAUCGUACAAGAAUGUCAUAGUUUGAUUUAAGGUGAUUUUCACCAGUCCAAGACUUGCUUCUGCUUGAUGCGACAUGAUUGAAUGGGCAACAGCAGGACAUAGCCAUACAAUCACACUUUUGUAAGAGAAAGAGUCCUUCAGAGGCGACAAGAUUGAGCAGCAUUAGGAUUGAACCCUGUGGCACUGUGCAGACAUGGAUGUUUUGACAUUUACUUUUGCCCUCGGGUGAGAGUUUUCUAGCCAGAUAAGGAAAUACAUCCAGUAUCCCAGUACAAUCCCUUUGUUGUGGGAGAUGGGAUAGUACCAAAUGGCCACAGAUACCACUGUGUCAGGCAUUCUGCUGGUUGAAGCAGGUUAAAUGUAAUCUAUUGGACUCUCUUGUCAAUUUUCAGUGCCUAACCCUUGCUCUGACAGAGGGGGCUCUUCAUCACCCUUUAAAAGAACAUCUUGUUCCUUUAGUCUGCUUUUAGUCACCAUAAACUGAGGAUCCUUCACCUCAAUUUUUCAGUUACCUCUCGUCACUGAUCUACCACUGUAUUUCAACAUCCAACCUAAGGACAGUUUUUGUACUUUAAUAAACAACAUGACUCGUGAAAGGA